CACUACCACCCCCCCCCCCUUCCUUUUGCAAAACAGAUCCGACAUUUGUAUAUUUGGGGCAUUCCAUACAGCUUUCCUAUCUGACACAAUCCGCCCUUCCCUUGUGGCCUAACUGCGGCCAACCCCCCCUCCCCCCUUGUGGUCAUGUCUUCCCUCUUCGAUGCCGUGCUCCAAUCUGAGCUGGGCUCAACUGCCGGCUCUCGCGAUAGUCGGGGGCUUCAUUCGGAUCAAUUGCCCAGUUCACGGCCACAGCCUAUGUCCGAAAGCAAUGCCCCAAUGAGUGAUGCGCAUGCUUUCCCCGACGACCAAGUUGCGGAGAACAACGGCUCGACGGUGACCCGUUUGCGAAAUCCCUACCUCCCUGGCCCACCUCCGGUUGUCGACCUUGCAGGUGAGAAAGUGCAGCAAGCCUUUGAGGAAUUGCUAGAGAAUUAUAUGGAGGAACAGCAAGCACCGACCCCUCACCAACCACAAUCUUCCCAACUUAGCAAUAAGUACUACAUUGCUCAAAUCCAUGGAAUGGCAAAAUGGGAGCUGUCCACGCUCUAUGUGGACUUUACGCAUCUUACUUCGUUGGAUAAUCCGAUUUUAGCAGAUGCAAUUGCAAACCAGUACUAUCGGUUCCAGCCGUUUUUGAUCAAGGCUUUGCAUAAUCUAAUCGCAAAAUACGAACCGGAAUAUUUCGUCUCGCAUCGGCAGGCAACCAGUAGCGUCUCCUCCCAGGCUGGCACAUCUAUGGUGGCUGGAAACGCCAGCGUGUCCGACGACCCUAACCUCGCACGUACUAUUCGUGAAAAAACUCGACACCAACAGACUGAUAAGCUGUUCUCUCUUGCCUUCUACAAUUUGCCUCUAGUAUCGAGACUCCGACAGCUCCGCACCUCGCAGAUCGGAAAGCUACUUUCGAUCUCCGGUACUGUCACACGAACAUCUGAGAUUCGACCAGAAUUGUCGCUUGGAACCUUUAUCUGUGAGGCCUGCAGGACAGUUUGCACCAACGUGGAGCAAACUUUCCGUUACACGGAACCCACACAAUGCCCCAAUACUGUUUGUGGAAACCGACAAGGAUGGCGUCUGGAGAUCGGGAAGAGCACCUUCGUUGAUUGGCAGAAGGUGAAACUCCAGGAAUCUUCGCACGAAAUCCCCACCGGCAGCAUGCCCCGAACCAUGGACGUGAUCUUGCGUGGUGAAAUGGUCGACCGGGUCAAGGCUGGUGAGCGGUGUAUCUUUACCGGUACCCUCAUUGUGAUUCCUGAUGUCAGCCAGCUGGGACUCCCUGGUGUGCGACCUGAGGCAGUGCGGGAUAACAGCGCCUUCCGCAGCAACGAUGUCGGUGGUGGAGGAGUUAGUGGACUUAAAGCUCUUGGUGUGAGAGAUCUCACGUACAGACUAGCGUUUUUGGCCUGCAUGGUAACACCGGAUACCACAACUCCUGGGCAACAGCCAAAUCAACAUUUGAGCGGCCAAUCGGACCGAAUUUUGGGAUCCCUCAAUCAGAACCCAGACCCAGAGCCUAACGACGAUAAGGCGCAAGAAGCAUUGCUCCAGAGUUUGAGCCCAUCCGAUGUCCAAGAUUUGAAAAAGAUGGUUCAUUCCGAAUAUAUCUACUCCCGAUUGGUAGACUCAAUCGCUCCUAUGAUAUAUGGUCACCGUCAAAUUAAGAAAGGACUGCUCCUGCAGCUGGUCGGAGGAGUUGCCAAAAGCACCGAGCAGGAGAAUUUGCAACUCCGUGGUGACAUCAACAUCUGCAUCGUUGGUGACCCAUCGACAAGCAAGAGUCAAUUCCUGAAAUAUAUCUGCUCCUUGCAUCCCCGUGCCGUUUACACCAGUGGUAAAGCCUCCUCCGCGGCAGGUUUGACCGCAUCAGUGGUGAAAGAUGCGGAAACCGGAGAAUUCACUAUCGAAGCCGGUGCUCUAAUGUUAGCUAACGGUGGUGGUAUUUGCGCCAUUGAUGAGUUUGACAAGAUGGAUAUUAGUGAUCAAGUUGCCAUCCACGAAGCCAUGGAACAGCAGACCAUCUCUAUCGCCAAGGCCGGUAUUCACACCACUCUUAAUGCGCGUGCCUCGAUUCUCGCCGCAGCCAACCCAGUUGGCGGCCGCUAUGACCCCAAGACCACCCUUCGCGGCAACCUCAACUUUAGUGCUCCGAUUAUGAGUCGUUUCGAUUUGUUCUUUGUGAUCCGCGAUGAGCCCAAUGAGUCGGUAGAUCGCAGUCUAGCGGACCAUAUUGUCAACGUGCACAUGAACCGCGACGAGGCUGUCCAACCGGAGUUUAGCACUGAGCAGCUACAACGCUACGUCCGUUUCGCCAGAACCUUCCGUCCCGUCUUCACUGAGGAAGCCAAGGUUCUUCUCGUUGAGAAAUACAAGGAGCUUCGCGCCAACGAUGCUCAGGGCGGCAUGGGGCGCUCCUCAUACCGUAUUACUGUCCGUCAGCUCGAGUCCCUCAUUCGUCUCUCUGAAGCGAUUGCCAAGGUCAACUGCGUUGAAGAAAUCGUCCCCAAGUUUGUGCGUGAGGCGUACGACCUUCUCAGGCAGAGUAUUGUCACCGUUGAGAAAGACGAUGUCGAGGUUGAGGAUGACGAAGAUACUACGGCGGGACGUGCGGACGAGGAAGACCACGAUAUCAUGGAUCGUGACCGGGAUGGAGACAGCCCGAUGCGCGAGGAAGGAGAGCAAGCGCCGCCGCAGCCACAACAACGACUCAAGACCAAGAUUACAUACGACAAGUACAUGAAGAUUCUGAACCUCUUUGUGAGACGCAUCCGUGAGGAUGAGUCCCAGUCCGGUGAAGGUGUCGAAGAAGAAGAUCUGCUGGUCUGGUACCUCGAGCAGAUCGAGGCCGAGCUGAACAACGAGGAGGAUUUGCAACGUGAACGCGGCCUCGCCGUGAAGGUUUUGAAGCGCAUGGUAAAGGAUAACAUUCUCAUGCCCAUUCGCGGAGAAGGUCUAGUUGAAGACGCCAGUGAGACUCACUCCCAACGAACUGUCUACGUGCUGCAUCCCAAUUGCGCCAUUGAUGAGGAGUAACUUUUUUUUUUGGAUGUUCGGGACUUUGGCAGGUAAAGGAUAAUGCUUUGAGCAAGGAGUAAAAUGCAAAAUAAUAGCAUGGGAGCAAGUGGUUAUGAAUGAUGAAUUUUUUUUUUUUUUCUCGGAAUCUGAUCGUUAAUAUAUGGAUUUCCGGCGAUAUCAUAUCAUAGAUACACUAGGUUUGGCUGAACAUUAAUUCAUUAAUUUGAGUGUGAAUCACAGC
Aspergillus ochraceoroseus IBT 24754 is the source of this 3253-nucleotide messenger RNA. RefSeq names its product MCM DNA helicase complex subunit MCM6. Gene Ontology annotation, cellular component: nucleus; MCM complex. Bases 145 to 3030 code for a protein of 961 amino acids. The transcript has 4 exons. Gene Ontology annotation, molecular function: single-stranded DNA binding; ATP binding; single-stranded 3'-5' DNA helicase activity. Gene Ontology annotation, biological process: mitotic DNA replication; DNA replication initiation; double-strand break repair via break-induced replication. NCBI's taxonomy places the organism in Eukaryota, Fungi, Ascomycota, Eurotiomycetes, Eurotiales, Aspergillaceae. The record is from RefSeq and is a predicted model, not a curated record.